Molecule: messenger RNA, 1001 nt
Organism: Drosophila grimshawi
Lineage: Eukaryota; Metazoa; Arthropoda; Insecta; Diptera; Drosophilidae
Product: zonadhesin
Exons: 1
Coding region: 20-823 (267 amino acids)
Source: RefSeq, a predicted model, not a curated record
AUACAUCGAGAAUUACGAAAUGAAGGUCCUAACAAUAGCAGGACUCGCCCUUCUUUGCGCCAUAGUCGCUGCCAGACCGAACGGCUAUCUUAAUGGUGGCUGGGGUCAUGGUUUUGAGCUUGGUCACUGGUAUCGAAACGGAGACAGAUGGCAGGGUAACUUUGGCAACUGGCACAGAAUUCCAAACGGCUGGUACAGACACCAUCUCGAGAAACAUCACAAUGAACACAAAAACGGAAUGGAUGGUGAACCAACGGCACCAGAAAUUACAACUGCGGCUCCAGUGGAAUCAACUGAAGCUCCUGCAGAAUCUACUCCCGAAGCACCGGGAAAGCCUACCGACGCUCCCGAAGAAACAACCGAUGUUCCAGAAGAGACGACUGAAACUCCAGAGGAAACCACUGAGGCUCCUGAAGAAACAACCGAAGUUCCAGAAGAAACGACUGAAGCUCCAGAGAAAACCACUGAGGCUCCUGAAGAAAGUACCGAAGUUCCAGACGAGACGACUGAAGCUCCAGAGGAAACAACUGAGGCUCCUGAAGAAACAACCGAUGUUCCGGAAGAGACGACUGAAGCUCCAGAGGAAACCACUGAGGCUCCUGAAGAAAGUACCGAAGUUCCAGACGAGACGACUGAAGCUAAAGAGGAAACAACUGAGGCUCCUGAAGAAACUACCACCCAAGAACCGGAAGAUUCAACCACCGAGGGCUCUGGCGAAGGUGAAACCACAAAUGCAACCGAUGAACCUGCCGAAACAACCGAAGAACCCGAGGAAUCGACCACAGAAAGUUCCGGCGAAGGUAGCGGUUCGGCGACCAUCUAAGCUCUCCCAUAAAGCAAAGCAAUAAAGCAAAGCAAUAAAGCUGUAAGAAGUUUAAAGAAUUUCAAUAUUAGUUCCCAACAAACAAAAAUUAGAGUGUAGUGAUUGUUUUUUAUGGCUUUAGUCACAAGUGCUGUCAUACUUAUUAGAUUUUAUUUUAAUUAUACGAUAGACAAACCAA